Acytostelium subglobosum LB1 is the source of this 6558-nucleotide messenger RNA. RefSeq lists its product as hypothetical. Bases 1 to 6558 code for a protein of 2185 amino acids. Lineage: Eukaryota; Evosea; Eumycetozoa; Acytosteliales; Acytosteliaceae. Gene Ontology annotation, cellular component: cytoplasm; plasma membrane. The transcript is spliced from 4 exons. Gene Ontology annotation, biological process: small GTPase-mediated signal transduction. Gene Ontology annotation, molecular function: guanyl-nucleotide exchange factor activity; small GTPase binding. The record is from RefSeq and is a predicted model, not a curated record.
AUGAAUCCAACACAAGGAAAGCCAGCUGCUGGUGGAAGACCACUCCCACCACCAGGCCCAGCAGGAUUUAAAACAGCUGUUGCUCCUACUUCUGUUGGAAUCGUAAAGUCACCUUCAUUCCCUCCACCAAACGGUGUGUCAUUGGUAGAGAACACAAAUCAACCGGCGAUGGUAUCGCCAAAUGGUUCAAAGCCACAGCCACCAAUACCAAGACCAAGAGUACAGUCGCCUGACUCUGGUUCGACAAAUGGCGAUUCUACAGCACCUCCCAGAACAUCACCAUUCGAGGUUAAACUCAAACCAAGUGCGAAUUCAAUGUUCAAGCCAGCGCCAUCAUCCACUACUCCCUCUCCAGCGGGUGCACCACAGUCCACAGGCAGUCCAAAGCCAAUGGCGAUCAAUAGAUUUGGUGGUCCUCUUGGAGCUGGUGCGCCACAGGCUCAACCACAACAGCCACAGUUGCAGCAACAACAGACACAGAUUCAGCAGCAACAACCAAGUGACUCACAACCCAAGCCCCCACCAAGGACCUUUAUGAAGAAGGUUCCAGCACAACCAAUACAGGGCGCGACAACACCAGGUGCAGCUGCACCAGUACCAACCACACAGCCACAACAGCAACAGUCUCAGCCACAGCCACAGCAACAGCCACAGUCACAGUCACAGCCACAGCCACAGCAACAGCCACAAUCUCAACCACAGCAACAGACACAACCAAUGAGCAAGCCUGCACCUAGACCAUUCGCGGCAAAGCCAACAACAAACCCAUUGGUUAAGCCAUCUGCGGUCAAACCAGCUCCUACAACCUCACCUAUUCUUAAACCAGUCGCAUCUUCUUCCAAUACAAGCCCGCCAUUUAGGCCGGCCGUCGUACCAUCCACAACAUCUCCAACAUUGACUGGCCAACCGAGUAGGCCACCACCAUCUGUGCCACCACCCACACGAACACAGCAAGAUACCUUUGCUCCUUUGUCACCAGACUCCAUCUCGCAACUUGAUGAUGGCUCGGUCGAAGAUGAGUCGAUAUCAAACGAAUUGAACUCGAUCAUUAACGACGCGGCCAAGAUCUCAUCACCUGCGACUGUCGCACCCGCCAGCAUCAACAACAGCAACAGCAAUAGCAAUAGCAACCUAGCACAGGGUCGCGAGGAAUCAUUGUCACCACCUCCAACAUCAACAGCAGGAUCGUCCGCGGCCAACACAACCGCCUUCAAAAAGGUCACAAAGAAGGAAUGGCGUCCCGUGACGCCCUCAAAGUUAGUCGGCCCAGUGGAGCCAGCAGUCGCGUCUCAGUCAUCAGACCUCUCGCGACAGAUCACCCAGCGCCUGGAGAAGUCGCAAAAGGCUGAGCUGGAGCGCGUGCGUGUCCUCACCACCAACAACAGGAUCGGUGAUGGACUCAAUCUGAGCUACCAGCGCGGAGACAUCAUCGAGGUGGUGGACAAGGGCGAGAAGAACAUGUACAACGGACACAACGGAUUGAUGACUGGCGCGUUCAAUAUUGGUAACACUAAGACGAUGUCGCCACUGAGCAUCCAGCCACCUGCCGGCACCGAGUACGCUGUGUGCAUCCGCGAUUACAGAGCAACACGUGAUCUCUCCAGCAGCAGCAAGGCUCUCAUUCUGAUGCGUGGCGAUGUGCUGGCCAUCCUGGAGAAGCAUGGCUCGGGCGACAGUACGACAUGUCGCGGCCGCAUGAGAAAUGGCCUGGAUGGCUGGAGCGACAUUGGCGAGUUCCCGUCUAGCUGCGUCCGCGUGGUAACACAGCGCGAGUACCAAUUGCACAGCGACGUGCAGGACGUCACGACCGAGAUUUCUGAGCGUUCGGAGGAACCAUUCGACACGCUGGACGUCCCGGCCAAGGAGACCGAGAAGGUGCAACAGGCACUCAGGGAGCUGACUCGCUCACUGCGCGCCACUCAAGACCGCCUGAUAAGCGAGGGCGCCUCUGCAGACCACGUAGUCUACAGCGAGUUGCGUAGGGAGAUCGAGACGGUCAGUGCUAAGCUCUCUAACGAGUACUAUGUGUGCGAUGAGAGUGGCGAGAUCUUGACCGACGACAAUGUGUCACCACUUGUCCUGCUCAGGAAACACUAUGCUAGCGCCACCAGCGACAAGAAGAAGAAACAGACAACCACACAGGCCACCUCACUCACCGCGAAUGCCGCCGAGCAGUCAUCCGCCACACUCCUGGCGUCACAAAAGAAGUGGGAAUAUGGCCAACUUGUGGUCGACAUCAAGAUCCAGCGCAUGCUGCCAAUCAUUGGCAAGAAGACGGUCGAGUUGUACUUCUCCUUGUAUAACUUUGUCCAGGGCCGCCCCAUCUCGGAGCAGCUGGUUGUCAGCAUCAAUGAGGGCGUGAUCGCAACGCCAAUCUCCAAGAUCUUGUUCAAGGACGUCGAGCCAUCUGACAUCACCGAGGACAUCGUGUUGUUGUGCCGCGUUGUUCGUCGCGGCACCAUGAAGGAUGUGAGCGAGACCCAGCAGAUCAAGAAGGGCAGCGCCACAGACUUGCGCCGCGGCUAUGCACAGGGCAGCAUCAGUUUGCUUGCCCUCUUCAACGAUAAGAAUGUCGGCGUGUUUGAGCGCGAACAGUCCGUUCUGUUUUGGAUGUCAUCCAGCGACGUCCAGUUCCCCGCCCUCGGCGCAGACAUCUCAAAGGGCUGCAGCCCGGAGGAGCUUCACAAGCAGGGCAUCGAGCCCGCUCCUCCCAAGGGCGUGGGUGCCAAUGCCCAACUCCAGAUGCAGGUGUCGAUGGCCUUUUACGAUCAGAGCUUCAAGCGAGCAGUGGAGCUGUGGCCUGAGCUGGCGACGAUGCCACGCGUCGAGAAGUUUGAGCAUCGCAUUGUGAUCAACGAGCGCAAGCAUCAGCUAUACAUCACGCUGGACAGCGGCAAGCUGUCCCAAGGCAAGAAGAUCGAGAUUGCCGUGCGCGCUCGACUUAACACUGGCGAGCUUAUCCAGAACUGUUUGUCGAAUGGUACAGCCGGCACAUUUGUGUCCGAGUUCCGCUCGGUGGUGUGCUCGAGCACGUCACCCAUUUGGAGCGAGACGAUACACGUCGACAUCCCAGCCGAGAAGUUCACCAAUGCACACUUGUUGUUCAUCGUGCGUAACGCCUCAUCCAAGGCCAACAAGUCCUCGCCCAUCGCAUUUGGCUUUGUCCGACUGUCAGACGCCAACAAGAUCGCGCUGGCCAAUGGCGAUCACAACCUCAUCUUGUACAAAGCCUCCACCGACAUGAUCCCCGUGACCUACAUCCACGAGGACCUGCCCUGGACCACCACUGGCGAUCCCAAGGCUGCACACCACGACAAGUCGUCCAAGUUUUCGCUCAAGAAGAAUGAGUCCCUCAAGAUCAAGUCACUGUUCCACACGACACAGUUUGUCCAGCAUGCUGCCAUCGCACAGCUGAUCGACUGGAAGUCGCACGAGGACCACAUCCCGGCCAUCCUGGAGAAGUUCAGCUUUGUCGACCCCAUCUCAAUCAUGCGUAACCUCACCCCGGUGAUCGAUGCCCUGUUCAAGAUCUACGACUCCAACACAGCCGGUUCGCUCUUCAUCGUGGAGCCCGUCGCGCUGAUGGUCUACAACACUAUUGUCUUCAUCAUUGGAUUGUUGACAGAUGACCGCACCAACCGUUUCAAGUACUUCAAGCAGGUGCUGGACUCAUACAUCCAGACGCAGUUCUCUGGCGCGCUGGCACACAAGCACAUCCUCAACUGCCUGUCGUACCACAUGCAGGACAUCUCAAGCAAGGAGUCGGCCAAGAUCUCAUCGACUCUCAAGGCACUAGACUACAUGUUCCAGCUGAUCGUCAAGUCUCGUCUUGUCUACCUGCAGCAGCAGGGCGCACAGCAGGCCAACGACGAGCAAUGGCGUGCUGACAUUCUCGAGUUCCUGGGCAUGCUCAACAAGCUCAUGUCCAACUCGGCGCCACAGCUCAUCGUCGUGCAGACACUGGCACUGAUCAACUUUGCCACAAUGAUGAAGGGACUCAGCAACUUCUUCAACAAGAAGCAGCUGUGCGAGAUCCUCUGCCAGUUCAUCGAGUCUGUGUACUUUGGCGAGCGUUCAGACCAUCUCAACACGCACAAGCUCAGCAUCUUCCACCAGAUCCUCAGUGGCCCACUGCCUCUGGACCGCGAGACAAUCCCCAAUCUACUGCCCACACUCGUUGCCACGAUCGACAAGCAUGUCGCUUCUCCCAAGCCUGAGGAAGCGAAGCUUGCAACUCAGUUGCUGGCCCUGACUCUCGAGUCACUCGAGCAGCUCGAUCAGGCCGACAAGCAGAAGUGCAUAACAAGCAUCCUCAAGAUGUUGCCCAAGCUUCUGUUGAUUGGCGAGACCAUCACCAACGACUUUGUGGCAUCGGCCGUGUGCGCCGCCCUUGAGAGCCGCAAGAGUAUCACACAGUCGGCACGCGAGAUGCCCACAUUGCCCACAAUGAGCGUGGACCACACCUACAUGAUCACAUGUCUGCUCACGCUGUUUGAUUACAUGCUCAAGUUCAACAUUGCCAACCUGCACCUGGUGGACAAGAGCGCAGAGGUGACCCGCACAACCCUCAGACGCACACUCAAGAUCCUGGACGGACUGAUGUCGCGCCAGGCCUAUCCCACGCACUGGUUGGCCAUGAUGCUGUUCCAUCUGCGUGUGUCCCAUCGUCUGCAACAGGACGUGCUGACGCCGCUCAUCUACAGAUAUGCGCCACUACAACCCCAAAUGUCCGACACUGAACUCUGGAACACGUUCCUGGUGCUUCAGUUCAACACAUUGCGCUCGCCAUUGGUUCGCUCGAGCGAUCAUCGCAUCCAUCGUCUACACUUCAUCAUGUCUUCCAUCGUCGAUAUGCGCAGGAGCGUCAUCCAAUCCGUGCGACACAACUGGGCCACAAUGGCCUCCUUCCAGAUACACUUUGUUCACUUCAUGGUGCCACUCAUCUUCCAGCUCUUAUUGAACCUAAGUUACGAGGUAGACGAACUGGCACAGGACCUGUUCACAUCGAUCAUGCAAUUGGACUACGAGGACAAGAAGUCUGUGCAUCGUGUCGAGACAAAGACAAUCGAGGUGAUCGAUCGCCUGGUCAUCAGAGACGCAUCGUGCGAUGAACAGAUAUUCCGAACAUUCCUUGGCGUACGACUCGAGUCAUACUUUAGCAAUGGCGACGUGUCCCUCUCGGCUGAGUUCCGCCACUCUGCCAAGAGCUUCAUUAGCAACAUGCUGCAUCUGCUCGGUCUGAUGUUCGACUUUAGGACGCUGCCACUGGACCGCUCGUUCGAGGAGGAGCGAACCAUUGCCACACUCAAGAUGAUGGAGUACUUCAAGGACCGCAAGGACACCUACAUCAAGUACCUGCACGAGCUGCUCAAUCAACACAUCAACAGCGGCUACUUCACCGAGGCAGGACACGCUUUCAUGCUUCAUUCGGACCUGUAUCAAUGGGGCGAGACGACGCUGCCGUCAUUCACAUUCAACACGCCAGACCAGCCCAACGCCAUUGUCUUCCCCGAGGAGACGACCACCGAGCGCAAGGUGCGUCUGAUCCGCCUGGCCGUCACCUACCUGGACAAGGGCCAAGCUUGGGAGAUCUGUGUCACGCUGAUCCAGGACCUCAAGAAGCAGUAUGAAGCGGCGCACAACCUUGUCGCACUCUCUGACGUGCUGUUCCAGGAGGCCGACUUCUACGACAAGAUCCUAAACACGGAGCGUUUCUUCUCGGAGUACUUCCGUGUGGGCUACUACGGCAAGAAGUUCCCGCCCACGAUCCAGAGCAAGGAGUACCUGUAUAAGGGCUUUGAGUUGGAGCGUCUGUCAGAGUUCACUGCGCGUAUCAUGGCCAAGUUCCCCAACGCCGAGCUUCUCAAGACGACAGAGCCCACGGCCGACGUGAUGAACUCGGACGGCCAGUACCUGCUGGUGACGAUCGUCAACCCAUCGUCGCGCGAGGAGCUUGAGAAGAAGCCAAUGCGCGAGUUCAUCCAGGGCACACCGGCCAACUCACGCAAUUACCUCAAGCGCAACAACGUCAACGUGUUCCUCUACUCCAAGCCUUUCAAGAAGACGACAGCCAAGAGCGGCAACGAGUUUGCCGACCUCUGGGUACGCAAUCACUUCCUGUUCACCGACGCCACGUUCCCCACGAUCCAUCGUCGUGCCGAGGUGAUUCGCAAGGAGCACAUCGAGCUGGCGCCCGUCGAAGUGGCGCUCAACUCGGUCAACCAGAAAUGCGAGGAUCUCGAGGAGAUGGUGACCAAGUACGAGAACAACUCCCAACUCAAUCUCAAUCCACUGGCCAUGGCGCUCAAUGGAGUGAUCGAUGCCGCUGUCAACGGUGGUAUCAACAUGUACAAAGAAGCAUUCCUCUCGUCCAAUAUUCAAGCUAGCGUCGAUCGCGUCUGUGCCGGCAAACUAGCAUGUGCACUCAAGCGACAAGUAGACAUCCUAAGUCGUGGACUUCAAAUCCAUUCCAUUCGUUGUCCAGAGGAGUUAAGAGGUCUACAUGAGAAGUUAGAGAGCUUCUUCCCCAAGUUGAAGGCAGAUGUGAUGUCACUGUAG